ACUGCUCCACCUCUGUGAGUCUCCGCCCUGCAGUUUGCUCAGGUGGUGUCGGCAGCAGGAUCGUCCGUGUUCUUCAGGCUUCUCCUCCGCGGAACAAAUCAUGGAAUAGAAGUUCAAACUUCACCGAGAGUGGAAUAAAAGUCUGAAUCCACACUUCAGCUAUGAGGAGCAGAGAGGACCGGACCCAGGACAGGAUCUUUGGAGGCUGCUUGUGACACUGUGGAGUACUUUGAGUCCGUCCAGGUGUGGCUACUGAACUUACCUGAGGCUGCAGGUUUGACUUCUUUACGACAGUCCGUGUUAUUUGUAGGUGGUCACGAUGCCGGAGCUCAUCUCCGUGACCGAGUUCAUCUCCGAGACUAACGAGGACUACAAAGCCCCGACCACCUCCAGCUUCUCCACCCGUAUGUCCCACUGCAGGAACUCUGUGGCAGCUCUGGAGGAGGCUCUGGACGUGGACAGAUCCGUUCUGUACAAGAUCAAGAAGUCGGUGAAGGCCAUCAACACGUCCGGUCUGACUCAUGUGGAAAACGAGGAGCAGUACAUCCAGUCCAUGGAGAAGUUUGGAGACUGUGCCAACAGAGAGAACGCCGAGGUCGGCUCAGCUUUCCAAACGUUCGCCGUUUUCACCAAAGAGCUGACGGCGCUCUUCAAAAACCUGCUACAGAACAUGAACAACAUCAUCACGUUUCCUCUGGACAGUCUGCUGAAAGGAGACCUGAAGGGGGUCAAAGGGGAUCUGAAGAAGCCUUUCGACAAAGCGUGGAAGGACUACGAGACGAAGCUAGUGAAGCUCGAGAAGGAGAAGCGGGAGCACGCCAAGCAGCACGGGAUGAUCCGCACCGAGUUCAGCGGAGGAGAGAUCGCAGAAGAGAUGGAGAAGGAGAGACGACUGUUCCAGCUGCAGAUGUGUGAGUAUCUCCUCAAAGUGAACGAGAUCAAAGUGAAGAAAGGCGCAGACUUCCUCCAGAACCUCAUCAAGUAUUUCCACGCUCAGUGCAAUUUCUUCCAGGACGGUCUGAAAGCUGUAGAGAGUCUGAAACCCUCCGUAGAGAAGCUGGCCACCGACCUGACAGCGAUUAAACAGACCCAGGAUGGAGAGAGGAAACAGCUGAUUCAGCUGCGAGACGCCCUGAAGGCCUCGCUGCAGUCGGAGCAGAAAGAGGACUCUCAGGCCAAACAGAGCUCAGGUUAUAGUCUCCACCAGCUGCAGGGCAACAAGGCUCACGGCACCGAAUGCUCCGGAUUCCUCUUCAAGAAAAGUGAGGGCCUGAGGAAAGUGUGGCAGAAGAGGAAGUGCUCGGUGAAGAACGGUUUCCUGACGAUCAAUCACGGCACGUUUUUACAUGAAGAGUCAAACGGCCAAUCAGGACAGAGCAUGCAGCAGAGGAAGAGGAGGAGAAGGAGGAGCAUAAGGAAAAGGAUGACAGAGAGAAGGGCUAACAGCCCUCCAGCCAAACUCAACCUGCUCACCUGCCAGGUGAAGAGGAACCCUGACGAGAAGAAGAGCUUCGACCUGUUCUCACAUGACAGAACGUAUCACUUCCAGACCGAGGAUGAAGCCGAGUGUCAGAUCUGGGUGUCGGUGCUGCAGAACAGCAAAGAGGAGGCUCUGAACAAAGCGUUUCAAGGCGACCAGAACGAAGGAGAGAACAACAUCGUGCAGGAGCUAACCAAAGCCAUCGUAGCAGAGGUGAAGAGGAUGAGCGGUAACGACGGCUGCUGCGACUGUGGAGCUCCUGCUCCCACCUGGCUGUCCACCAACCUCGGGGUGCUGAUCUGCAUCGAGUGCUCGGGGAUCCACAGAGAGAUGGGGGUCCACUACUCCAGGAUCCAGAGUCUGGACCUGGACGUCCUGGGGACCUCAGAGCUGCUGUUGGCGAAGAAUGUGGGAAAUGCCAGCUUCAACGAGAUCAUGGAGGCCGACCUGUCAGCGCAGGACGUAACUAAGCCUGAUGCGAGCAGCGACAUGCAGACGAGGAAGGACUACAUCACCGCCAAGUACACAGAGAAGCGUUUCGCUCAUCGGCUGUGUUCCGACGCCGCGUCCAGGCUGCAGACUCUGUACGAGGCGGUCAGGAACAGAGACAUCCUGUCCCUGAUCCAGGUCUACGCUGAGGGUGUGGACCUGAUGGAGGCCAGCUCGCAGCCCAACGAACACGAACCCGGAGAGACGGUUCUCCACCUGGCGGUCCGUAUGGGCGACAGAAACUCGCUCCACAUUGUCGACUUCCUUGCACAGAACAGUGGUGACCUGGACAAGCAGACGGUCAGAGGAUCCACGGCGCUGCAUUACUGCUGUUUGACGGACAACAGCGAGUGUCUAAAGCUGCUGCUGAGAGGAAAAGCUUCGGUGUCCAUCACAAACGAAGCUGGAGAGACGCCGCUUGACAUCGCCAAACGCCUCCGCCACACUCAGUGUGAAGAGCUGUUGACCCAGGCUCAAACAGGAAAGUUUAACGUCCACGUCCACGUGGAGUAUGAGUGGCGUCUCCAGAACGAGGACCUGGACGAGAGCGAGGAUGAAAUGGAGGACAAGCCAAUCCCCAACCGGCGUGAUGAGCGUCCGGUCAGCUGCUUUGUGGCAAGCAGCGGUCCAAUGCAGCCCAACAUGGCGGCGCUGGCUCGGGACGCAGCCUUCCUGGCACGGGCCAAUCAGAGGCCUCAGGUCCCCAGCAUGAUGGUCAGCAACGAGACGUACGGCACCAUGAUGGACCUGAACCUGCCGCCUCUCGGACCCACGCCCCCGCUGCCCCCCAGAGUGCCCAACAGAGGACACAGUAAACCUGCUGCCAUGGAAACAGUAGGUAGACAGCGGUCGUCCUCGGACCCCCCCAACCCCCAGACACCUGAGAGGAACUCCUCCAUGUAUGUUCUCCCAGCAGCUCCUCCUCCUCCAGUAAACAAGAGAUCCAGCAUGUUGGAGACCAAGACCCUGUCAGCCAGGAACACCCCCCUCCCUCCCCUCCCUCCAGCAGCAGGACUCCCCCCAGCGACGUUACCGCCCGCCAUCCCACCACCCCCCCACUUUAAAGCUCCACCCCUUCCCCCACCAGUCCCCAGUCACCAGACCAACAAGCCACCUGGACCCAAGUCCCCCAAAUCCCCCACUGGAUCAGCAAAGAGGCCUCCGCAGAGACCUCCUCUCAGGACCCCCUCUGUGGACAAACGAGGGUCCAAAUCCCCUCACGGACCUCCAACACCCAAACCCAGGAACACGUUCUCCAAACAGAAGCCUAAGAGAGUGAAGGCGAUCUAUAACUGUUCAGCUGAUAAUCCUGACGAGCUGACGUUCAGCGAGGGCGAGGUGAUCGUGGUGGAGGGCGAGGAGGACAGCGAUUGGUGGGUCGGGUACGUUGAAGCAGAUCCGACCCGGAGAGGAGCAUUCCCCGUGACCUUCGUCCACUUCAUCACAGAGUGACGCUUUCCUGAACCCUCAGACUGAACUCAACGGGGUCCUCAGGAGACCUGAACCUGACAC
Messenger RNA from Labrus mixtus (cuckoo wrasse), 3481 nucleotides. RefSeq names its product ArfGAP with SH3 domain, ankyrin repeat and PH domain 2b (gene asap2b). Bases 320 to 3421 code for a protein of 1033 amino acids. The record is from RefSeq and is a predicted model, not a curated record. Gene Ontology annotation, biological process: positive regulation of GTPase activity. The transcript is spliced from 29 exons. Gene Ontology annotation, molecular function: GTPase activator activity; protein binding. Gene Ontology annotation, cellular component: cytoplasm. NCBI's taxonomy places the organism in Eukaryota, Metazoa, Chordata, Actinopteri, Labriformes, Labridae.